Messenger RNA from Paramacrobiotus metropolitanus, 4762 nucleotides. Its product is annotated as atrial natriuretic peptide receptor 1-like. The coding region runs from base 1439 to 4546 and encodes 1035 amino acids. The transcript has 21 exons. Gene Ontology annotation, cellular component: membrane. The record is from RefSeq and is a predicted model, not a curated record. Gene Ontology annotation, biological process: protein phosphorylation; intracellular signal transduction; receptor guanylyl cyclase signaling pathway. Gene Ontology annotation, molecular function: protein kinase activity; peptide hormone binding; natriuretic peptide receptor activity. Lineage: Eukaryota; Metazoa; Tardigrada; Eutardigrada; Parachela; Macrobiotidae.
CCGAAUCCACCUGACCCUCAGCACGAAGCGGCUAGCCGAGGAAAAAUAUCCCCAUCGUUUCGUUUUCGAAUCCCGUGGGAUGAUACAAGUCAAGGGCAAAGGUUUAGUGGAGACGUUCUGGCUGCUGCACGAUACGGGAACAACGGGGAAGGAUUUAAUCAGCGCGAACUGAAAGUGAUUGCCCGACAUUUACUCAGCAUCAGGGGAUCUUCAGUCGCACACAUAAGCCAAUUACCUCGAAGCAUGUCUUUGUUUGGACCCGAUAAUUUUGGUCUACACAGAAUAAGGUCAUGUGCCCGGAAUUUUACAUGAAUAGUCGCAUUACACUGGAGACAAUAGAACGACGCACUUGUCGGCGGUGUUUGCUGGAAGAAUAUUAUUUCAUGAUGUCAGUGAUGAUGAUGCUGAAUAUCCGUGGUAUAAUGGCAGCUGUAUGAGCACUAUAAGCCGAAGCAUAUUAAAUUUGCAUAGCGUAUCAUUUUCCCUGUGAAUUUCCUCAUUCAGUCGUAUCGCUUUCUAAAUAAUAAUAAUUUUUUAAUCUGAUUUGUAACGGCUCCGGCGUUAUAAGACUGGCCUCAUACAAUGUGGCUCGUGUUGUUUUCGUUGAUAACCUUGGUAUGCUGUGUGUGCCGUUGCCGUGCUGGAUGGACAGACUUGCCGGAGACGGGCGAGGAACUGCUCCAUCCGGAUGAUGAGCAAAUUGUGAUGCACAACGAUUAUGAUACCGAUACCGAUGAUUUUUUCCGGGAUCGCAAAGAAUUUCGUCGCGGCUUCUACGGUUGCUGGAGCAUGUUCUGUUUUGGAUCACCAUUUCGCGCUCGAAACAGGCGCUUCGCCGACGUCAUCCUCCCACCACGCCGCGCCAAGGUGAUCCUCGGGACGCGCACCAGCCGCCUCGCUCCCGCCCCCGCUCCCACCGCCCCCGAGGCACCGGUCUCACCCAUCGUACCGUCGGAAUUCUACCCAAACCGUGCGGCUGCAGGCGGCAAUCUCUUUAGUUUCUACAGCCUCCCGGUCUACAACUACCACGAAUACAACCGCCGCUCCUCUGCAGUCGCCUUGGUGACGCCCAAUAAAAAUAAAAAACCCCCCGUGCCGCCGUUGUUAGCGCACUUACUGCGUAACGCGCAGCAGCAGUAAUAACCUUCACACUCUGUUCUCCAAAGUCGUGAACACGCUGGCAAAAUAAUAAAGCGCUUUUCUAGUCUUGUAUUCUGAUCGAUAGAGUGGUGUGUAUAAUCAAUACUGGGCAAAUAAAUCUGGCUCGCUACCGGCAUCGAUUACGACGAGCAAACAAUUAACGGCACAAUGGAUAAUUGUAUAAUUGUGUUGUAUACAUAUUUCUCCCGCGUCGGGCAGCGUUCGAGGAGGUCGGUGAUCGUGAAGCGUCACAGAUGGUGCUGAGAAACAGCCUUGAAAAUAUUUAUUUCCCUUAAAUAUGUUGUUGACGGGUUUCUGCUUAAUUAUCUCGCUCCGGUUGGCCGCGGCGACCACCACCUUGAAAGCCGGGAUUAUCUUAACCCAGGGGAGUAAAAAUCUGUACGAUUAUGAUGUGGUGAAAGCCGCAUUGCGUGCCGGUUACGAUGAUUCGUUAAGCCGGUUUGAUGUGAGAUUUGAAGAACGGUUAUGCCUGUAUAAAGGCGACUGUAGUGUCACGAAUGCCGUGGGACAGACUUAUAUCUGCGGGGUUACGUAUGCGGUGGACGUAAUUAUCGGGCCUGGCUGCACGGAUGAUAUGAUGGCGUCGCUGGAGCCGCAGACCUGGCUGCAUAUUCCCAGCGUCACGGGCGGCGGGACCCUGGUGGAUUCCACAGCCAAAUUCCCCUACAUCACCCGGGUGUCGUAUAAUACGUACACGCAAUGGGUGUUCUUCAUCAAUAUGUGCAAGAAAUUCCUCUGGACCAACGUGGCCAUCAUCUUCAAUCGCGACAACAACGUCAACAAGAUCAACGAACAAAGUUUAGUGAAGAAUCUCAACGCCAACAACAUUACACCCAUUGAACUACCGCUCGAGGACGGUACCAUAAAGAUUCCCGCGCAAGCCGAGCAGUACCUGCAGAAUGCCAGCUUAUCGGCGCGCGUGGUGGUUAUCUUAACCGAUGGAACAGUAUUGCGGAAGUUUAUGCUAGCCGCUAGUAAUCUGGGCUUUACCAAUGGAGAUUAUGCCUUCUUUUCGUUGGAUCCCUUCCGCGACGAUAUCCUUGGAAAAAACGGUUGGCAACUUGAAGAUAAUUUUGAUAAUCAGGCCAAACAAGCGUAUGAAGCGCUAAUGGUCCUCACACUCCGCGACACAUCGCGGACGGAGCGAUACAAGUUAUUCGCGCAGACUCUCAACGAGACCGCCGCUCGCGAUUUCCCCGGGAUGGCCGUGACAUUGAACUAUUAUGUAGCGUCCUUCUACGAUUCGAUUCUGGUUUAUGCGGCCUCCGUUAAUCGCACACUGAUGAACGGCCAAUCCAUCGAUCUUCGCGUCAAUAUUGACGGAUUGUCGCAGGCACAAUGGAAUCGCAGUCUGCCCGGUGCCACCGGGGAUGUUUACAUUAAUCCGCUGGGAGACCGCAAUGAUGACCACUCCAUGUAUGGAUUCGAUGACAAGGGGAACCCUUAUAUUAUUGCCGACUUUUUUGGCUACAAGAUUAUCCAGAAUCCCGCUUACACAUUCGACCAAGUGGCGCAAUUUCACUGGCUGUCAGCGGCGAAAACACCGCCGAUCAAUGAACCGUUCUGUGGAUAUCUGGGAGAUAAGCCCAUCUGUGAUAACUCAAAGCAGACACUGGGUAUUGCGCUGGGCGCUGUGGCCGGUGUUCUAGUUAUCGGCACCGCUCUGGGCAUCUUCCUGUACCGCUACUACACCCGCAAAGCCGAACUGGCCCAGAUGGAUCUACUGGGUACCUGGGCGGAUAUCCAGAAGCCGCAGAUCUUCCUGCCGCGCAAUCACGGCAAAGACAAAGAGCAUCAGCACGGCUCGGGCGGCAGUCAUAUCAGUCUGCAGAUGAAAUCCAUGUUCAACGAUAUGAGCAAGUUCCAAACCCGCACCGUUAUGGCACUGUUCAAGGAGCAUCGCGUUAUUGUGCGGGUAUGCGAAGUGUCGCACGUGGACAUGAGCAGUUCCGUGCUGAAGGAAGUGAAGACCGUGCGUGCCAUCAACAACGAGAACGUCCUGGCGCUACAUGGCCUGUGCCCGGGACCGGGGCGGGCAGUGGUUAUGUACAAUUACUGUUCAAAGGGCAGCGUCAGUGAUCUGCUGGAGUCCAGCGAUGUGAAAUUGGACUGGAUCUUCAAAUUCUCCUUUAUCAAGAACAUUCUCAGUGGCCUAUCGGUCAUUAGCAACGUUCUGGGAUGCCACGGUCGGCUGACCUCGAAAUGUUGCUUCGUGGACGCGCACUUUAUUGCGCGAGUGGCGGACUACGGCCUACCGUCAUUCUUCGCUCGCACCGUACCGCUGACGCAAGACAGCGCCUUCUGCGCGACCCUACUGUGGACCGCGCCCGAACUGCUGUCGCGGCCGUUUGCCGGAGGGACCCAAGAAGGCGAUGUUUACUCGUACGCCAUUAUUCUCUCAGAGAUCAUCAUGCGCGAGACAGCGUACAGCUCCACCGGCAUGGAACCUGACCAGAUCGUCGCCAAAGUGGCACAGAAAGCCUACAAACCGUUCCGACCGAAAUUCGAUGCCAACGAGUGCCCACCGGAAAUCUCGGUGCUUCUUAAGCAGUGUUGGGCCAGCAAUCCAUUGGAACGUCCCCGUAUAGCGCAGAUCAAAAGCGCAGUAAAAGAAAGCGAGAAAUCCAACGCCGAACAAGGCAGUAUUCUCGACACGCUGAUUCGUCGAAUGGAAAACUACACAUUAGAUUUGCAAGCCACCGUGGAAGAAAAAGCGGCACAAUUUCAACUGGAGAAAGAAAAGAGCGAGCAGCUGCUGUACCAAAUUCUCCCCAGAGUGGUUGUCGACCAGUUAAAACGCGGCGAACAAGUGAAGCCGGAAGAUUACGACAAUGUGACCAUCUUCCAGAGCGAUAUAGUCGGUUUUACGACCAUCUCGUCCAUGAGCAGCCCAACGGAAGUGGUCGACCUGCUCAAUGAUCUUUACACGGCUUUCGACGGAGCCAUCAUGAAAUUCGAUGCGUACAAGGUGGAAACCAUUGGUGACUGCUACGUCGUGGCGUCCGGUAUCCCGGCACGCAACGGCAACAAACAUGCCGUGGAGAUCUGUCGAUUGGCCAUUAUGUUGCUUGAACAGAUUAAAGUGUUUAAAAUGAAACACCGUCCGCAGGAUCAGUUGCGAUUGCGUUUGGGUGCACACACAGGUGCAGUUGUGUCGGGCGUAGUUGGACUGGUUAUGCCGCGCUACUGCCUGUUCGGGGAAACGAUGACCAUCGCAUCGAAAAUGGAAUCCACUUCACAACCGAUGCGCAUCCAGAUCAGCCAGGCCUGUGAGCGUCUGCUGCAGACGAUCGGCCAGUUCGAUACGGAAGCGCGCGAUGAUCCGGUGAAGAUCAAGGAAGGCCUGGAAAUCCAAACAUACUGGCUGCAACGAGAAAUUAUGUAGUGCCACAUCCGGGGCGGCAGUUACAGGGUUCACCGUUGAGACAUCCCAAAAGCACAAGAUUUUGCAAUAGUUCGUGACGUUGCUAAUUUCUCUCAAUGAACGAGUUGAAUAAUAGCAAUAUUUGCUGAAUGUCCCGAGAAUGAAUGGCUACACGUACAACUACAAAAGUGUGUGAAUUUUUCCAGGAAGAAGAGUGGAAAUAUUUUGCAGUGUCAU